CAGGACUAGAAGACUAUGGCCAAAGAAAUGGGAUGGUUGAUUUUGACGAUCAAGAUCAUUUUACCUCAGCAGGACUAGAAGACUAUAGACGAAAAAAUGAGAUUACCGAUGCAAAGAAUAAA
Molecule: messenger RNA, 122 nt
Organism: Racocetra persica
Lineage: Eukaryota; Fungi; Glomeromycota; Glomeromycetes; Diversisporales; Gigasporaceae
Source: the annotation of a GenBank genome assembly